Molecule: messenger RNA, 952 nt
Organism: Laetiporus sulphureus 93-53
Lineage: Eukaryota; Fungi; Basidiomycota; Agaricomycetes; Polyporales; Laetiporaceae
Exons: 2
Coding region: 13-708 (231 amino acids)
Source: RefSeq, a predicted model, not a curated record
GUUCUCCUGAAUAUGCUCUCAUGGACAACGCUCUCGAGUCUGUCACGCUGGAUGAGGACUUUGAGUACUACCUUGAAACAGCCUUUGAUGUACUACAUCAAAGGCUAUUUCAAGGAAUCGUUGGACAAAAAGUGGCCCAGAUGGGAGCUGGUUGUUGAUGGGCGUGAUUUUCUGAUCGGGAAGCCUCGCAUCAAGGCCGCAGCGGUCGUUGUCCGUGGGGCGCAUAGCUAUACUGCGUAUUGCUCCGAGGACAACGCAUUCUGCGGGCUCAAGAUGCGUGGCGUAUUUAGCUUCCUGGGAUCGGCAAAGAAGGUGACGUCCUCUUGGUUCUCCCGCCAUGCAGAUGUCGAAUUCGUGCCGACCCUACUCUGCCGUGGUGAUGUCGAGCAUGAAGGCGGAGUCCAGCGUACGGUCAGCCAGGACUAUCUGAAAUGGAAGCUUCCGAAGAAGAAGAAAGCAUUUGAAGAAACUACCUCCCAAGACAGCAAGGCCGGUGAGCCAUCGUUUAGUGAAGGCGACGAACCGCUCAGCCCUAGGCGGAGCAUUAUCCCAGAUAGGAGAAAGACACCAAGCGCAAGCGGCAUGGCCUUCUUAUCGCCUGGGAGUUUGCAAAGCGCCUCAAGGCCAUCCGGGAGGGUAACGCAGCACAGAAUAACGUGCCGCGGCAGGCAUAAUGAAUUGGAAUGUGGCAGUUCCAGUCAUCCUUAACAAACCAUGCUCCGUUGUCGAAAACUCGAGUCUUUCUUGUACAUCAUCGUUUAUAACGGCAUCCACUUCGCGGCGCAUAAUUGUCUAGAUGUACCGGCAAGCAAUUGACAGUCGAUCACACUCGAUAUUUAUCCUGCACAUUCGUUCGACUACAUUACACUGUGUUGUUCGAAGAUCUCUCCAUUCACAGCGUAUCACUCAUCCAUAAUGUAUCUUCUCGAUAUCCAUCCUAUCCUGCAAAUUG